Messenger RNA from Anopheles arabiensis, 1974 nucleotides. RefSeq lists its product as uncharacterized. Bases 318 to 1343 code for a protein of 341 amino acids. Gene Ontology annotation, molecular function: DNA-binding transcription factor activity; zinc ion binding. The transcript has 3 exons. Gene Ontology annotation, cellular component: nucleus. NCBI's taxonomy places the organism in Eukaryota, Metazoa, Arthropoda, Insecta, Diptera, Culicidae. The record is from RefSeq and is a predicted model, not a curated record.
CAUCACUAAUGUUCAGCAGGUAGCAACGGCUAAAUUCCAUGCUGCACCAAUCGAGCACCAUUCGAGCAGCAGUUUCCCUCCCAAAUGUCAAAUGUGGAAUCAAAACAAAGCCAACCAACUUGAUGGCCAGCUCUAUUUCAGGUGAAACAUUUCUUAAUACAAUAAUGCAAUGUUGAGGGAAAGUGAGCAUUAUUGUAAGGGCGAAUAUAAUCAGCACUAAAAAAAAACAAGGAUUCUUUGAACGUGACUCCGGGAAGCGCCUGCAAGGACAGAGCAAAAACAGCAUUUUGGGCCAUUGAUUGCAGUUGGCACACAAGAUGAGUGGUACUAAGAGUGUUCCGGUUGGUACAGUGAUACCGCCACCCCUUGUUCCUUUGCCUAGUUGCCACGAGCGCGUAAAACAGGUACAGACGCGCCUGCUCAACGAUAUUCCCUUUCCGACGAGAUACAUAGCCAACUGCCGGCUCUGCUUGGGCACCAAAUUUGGAAACCAUAGCACAACCAUCAUUGACGAGCCGCUAGCCACCAUAAUGAGGAAUGUUUUUCCAUUUCCGGUAACGAACCAAAUAGGCCUACCGAUGAAUGUAUGUAGUGCCUGCUUCCAGUCGGUACAAGCGUUUCACUCAUACAGCAAUCUGGUGUUGGCAAACCAGCAGAAGCUGCAAGAAGCGCUGGCCUCAGCCAAGCAUGGCAUUGCUAACGAAGCUCCCCAAACCACCGUUUCCACGGGGGGGAAAGCGCCAGCGAAUGUAGUAGAAAUUGUGUCCGGCAGUGAGGAUGAAUUUCAGGAAGACUACGAACAGCACAUCCUAGACGAAUCUGGCCUGCAGCUGGAAGUGGAAACGAUUGAAGAAGGCCAUGAUCCGUUUUCGCCACCGCUGCGGGAAAGCACACCGGUGCGCGCUCCAGUCACCCCAGUCUCUACUGCUGCUGCUGCUGCUGCUAGUGGCAAAAGCGGAAAAGCUGCAGUAGAGGAUAUCAUUUUUAUCGAUUGCGAAACAAACGAUAACGAUAGCGAUGUAGAAAUACUGUCGGAAGUUUUGGUGCCAUCCGCGACAGGGACACGCCUUACGCCCGGAAGCGACACGGGCCGUGCUGCCGCAAAGCUGCAAAUCACACCCGACGCAACGAAACGGACGGGGACGAAAGCGGUAUACAUUUGCAGCACCUGCAAUGAAACGUUCGACAAGCACUACGAUCUGAUGAUCCAUCAGAAAAAACACUUUAUGAAAGUGUGCCCAUUGUGCAAGCGGUCGUUCAAAUAUUCGGUUAUCAGGGAACACAUCAUUAAGGAUCACGGUGUGUUGAAAGAAAGUAACGGCCAAAAGAAAGCGUUUACAUAGGAGCGGUAGGGCGCGCAAAGGUAAAAUAGUGUUUUUUAAGUGUUAGCUCCCCCCACUCUUCGCUACCACCUAGCGCAGGAUUGAGUUUGUAAAAAUAAAUUAAGUUUGAUCGAGCGAUGCUGCCAUCGAAUUAGCAUCAUCGAUAUCAUCACCGAUAUCACACAAUAUCGUACAGCGCGCUUCCAAAAGCACAGGCCAUGUGUGUUUGGAUGGAACGUUGUUUGUACCUAUUUGUACACUUUAUGAAUGUUGGCCAACGUGUCAUACUAAUUUUUCAGUUGUUUUAACAAAUACGUGGCGUAUCAAAUAUGUUUACUUUACAAUGUGCACAUAUUAAAUGUUCCAAUCGGCUGAAACUAAACAUUUGUACUGAUAGCACUAGCACUUUCCCCUACAUAGGAAUUGGGCAUGGAUUAAUCUGCUUAAGUGUAAGCCAUUGAUUGCCAAAUCCGUUGACGCGUUCUCAAGCGUCGAAAGAUUCUCCUAAUCGUCGUUUGAACCCCUCUCAGGCUGAUAUAUCCCCAUGUCCAUGACAGUAAAGCCUGAUGCGCAUGCGUUGAAAUGUGAGUGAUUAAUGAAAAAGGUUAAUAAAGAGGGGACGUACAAGGAUUGGGACGGUAGAAAUAUUCUA